Mesorhabditis belari is the source of this 549-nucleotide messenger RNA. The record is from the annotation of a GenBank genome assembly. Lineage: Eukaryota; Metazoa; Nematoda; Chromadorea; Rhabditida; Rhabditidae.
AUGCCGUACACGACAACGCAGACUGUUGAAACGACCGAGUACUACGUGCCGCAGGACACGACUGUUCAAUUUGAGAUGCCUGAGGUCGACUCAAAUUACGUGAAAACGCUGGGUGGAAUCCUGAAAGUGAUUUGCAUUAUCCUCGAUCUCGCCUGUUUCAUUUGUGUGCUCGUCGGUGGACCCGGAUAUUAUCGAGGCGCCGGCUGGGCGACUUUCGUCAGCACUGUCGGCCUUUCGGUGACCGCGCUACUGCUUUUUCUCUACCUUUUCAAAGUCGUUGACGCCAUUCCGCAAAUCAAUUGGAUUAUCUGUGAAAUGGUUUACACCUUCAUGUGGACGAUAUUCUUUUUCAUUGCCGGCUCGGUUUUGGCGGUGGCUGCUGUUCAAUAUCAACAAACUGCUGGUUGGGCUGUCGCCUCGUUCUUCGCUUUUGGAGCCAUGUGUGCUUAUGCUUUCGACUGCUACCUAAAGUUCUUGCAAUGGAAGCACGACGAGGUGGCCACUGGACGAGGCGCUUCAAUUUUCAAAGAUCGACCUCAAAACUCAGCC